AUGAUUAUUUUGUUAUUUGUGUUGCAGGCUAUCCACAAGGUUGAUCAUCCUGAUAUGGCAUCGUACGAGGAGGAUUUACGUUAUCUUAAAGAAAAAGUUGAUUAUGGAGCAGAUUUUAUUAUAACACGAUUAUUUUUUCAACCAGCAACAUUUAUUAAAUUUGAAUCUGAUUGUCGAUCUAUUGGCAUCCAAUGUCGAAUUAUUCCUGGAAUAUUUCCUAUUCAAGCGUAUGCAAGUUUCAAGAAUAUUGUUCGAUUAGCCAAAUUAGAUGUACCUGAGGAAAUCCUUGCCUGUAUCGAACCUAUUAAAUAUAACGGUGAAGCCAUACGGAAUUUCGGUGUUCAAAAAUGUGUUGAUCUUUGCCGAACAUUAUUAGACUCUGGUAAAAUUCAUGGACUUCAUUUCUAUACAUUAAACCGUGAAUAUGCAACGAUUGAAAUUUUAAGAAAACUUGAUCGCUGUGUAAGACCAAAAUCUUAUGUUCAUCGUACAUCGAAUUGCGAAGAAUUUCCAAAUGGACGUUGGGGUUUGCCGUUUGCACCGUCGUUUGGUGUUUUAACUGAUUAUCAUUUAUUCUAUAUAAAAAUCGAUGCAACACGCGAUGCAUUACUUGAUGAAUGGGGGCAUGAGCUAGCCGAUAAACAAGAUGUUCGGAGAAUGUUCGCUUGCUAUAUAGCCGAUGAGAAAAAUGGUAGAGUUAAAAUAGUACAUCAUUUUCCAUGGAAAGACGAAGAUAUAUCAUCUGAAACAAAUUUCAUUCAUGAUCAUUUAAUUAAAUAUAAUCGAAAAGGAAUUUUGACAAUUAGUUCUCAACCAGCGGUUAACGGAAAAUCAAGUACGGAUUCAAUAUUUGGUCGGGGCAUUAAAAAAUGGUUAUGUUUAUCAAAAAGCUUAUUUAGAAUUUUUACAAGUGAAAAAAAUAUUCCGGCUUUACGGGCUGCUCUGAAAAAGUUUCCUGGUGUUAACUAUCAUUUUGUGAAUAAAUCCGGUGAGGUUAAUGAAACAAGUACCGAAGGCGAACAACCAAUUGCAUUGAUAUGGGGUGUUUUUGCAGCUAGAGAAAUUAUUCAACCAACAGUUGUCGGCCCGAUUAGUUUUAUGAUCUUUUAA
Messenger RNA from Rotaria socialis, 1110 nucleotides. NCBI's taxonomy places the organism in Eukaryota, Metazoa, Rotifera, Eurotatoria, Philodinida, Philodinidae. The record is from the annotation of a GenBank genome assembly.